Paramuricea clavata is the source of this 653-nucleotide messenger RNA. Lineage: Eukaryota; Metazoa; Cnidaria; Anthozoa; Malacalcyonacea; Plexauridae. The record is from the annotation of a GenBank genome assembly.
AUAGCGACCUCAGAAGCAGAUUGGCGAGCCAAAUAACGCCAGCAACGGAAGUUCUCGGAGCAAACGGAUGUCUUGAAAUCUUGCAAGAUGAUUUCAACGGGCGAUAUCCGCUCGUCCUAAGAAGACUCGACUACUUCAAUAGAAGACAAAUCGAUGGCGAGCUCUUCACAGAUUUUAUCUCGAAGCUGGAGGAGCUAAGCAAGCUCGCGGAUCUGGACAAGCUGACGACUGACGACAUCCUCGUUUUCAGCUCGCUAUGCGGAACAAAGAACAAAGAAUUACUGGACGACUUAUUGAAGGUGGAGGAUCCAAAUCUGAAGAAGAUAAAGAAGGCAGCAAGAGUUUUCGAAAGCAAAGCCACGACCAAAGCGAAACUCAAGAUAGCAGAUGCGGAAACCAUCUCCAAGAUAGAAAAACCCCGCCAGCCUCGCCAUCCUGGAAAUCAAAGACAGGAUUGGAGGAGCACCAACAAAAGCCAACCAAGAGGAUCGACCAAGCCAACGCCAAUGCCAGCCGUCAACGACGAUAGACCAUGUGGACGCUGCAACGUAAUGGGCCACCAUGCCAAGACAUGCUCGUGGCCGAAGGAUACCAUCUGCAAAGGCUGUAAGAAGCGUGGCCACAUCAAGCCAGCAUGCCGUGAGAGGAAAGCC